AUGGCGCCCGUUGGUACAGCAUCGAACUUCGACAAUGCAGCCCUGCAAGCCCGCCAGAGGCUUCAGGGAGCCGCUGGUCCCAUGGCCCUCGUCAGGAACGCAAAGGUCUUCGGUAUCGCGUGUUUCGCCUGUCUCGGUGGUCUGCUUUAUGGUUACAAUCAGGGCGUCUUCUCUGGCGUGCUCGCCAUGAAGAACUUCAACAAGCACAUGGGUGUAUACACCUCUGACCAGACCAAGAAGGGUUGGCUCACCUCCAUCUUCGAACUCGGCGCAUGGCUCGGUACAUUGUACUCUGGUUUCCUCGCUGAGAUCCUGUCCCGCAAGUACGCUAUUCUAAUCAACACUGGUAUCUUCAUCAUCGGCGUCGUCAUUCAGACUACUGGUGUGACCUCUGCUGGUGCCAGCUCCAUUCUUGGUGGUCGCUUCAUUACCGGUAUGGGUGUCGGUAGCUUGUCCAUGAUUGUCCCUAUGUACAACGCAGAGUGUGCCCCUCCAGAGGUCCGCGGUGGUCUAGUCGGCCUCCAGCAGCUCGCCAUCACCACCGGAAUCAUGAUUGCUUUCUGGAUCGACUACGGCACGAAUUUCAUCGGCGGCACCGGUGACAGCCAGUCUGAGGCUGCUUGGCUCGUACCCCUCUGCCUCCAGCUCGCUCCAGCUCUCAUUCUUGGUAUCGGCAUACUCUUCAUGCCCUUCUCGCCAAGAUGGCUAGUUCACCACGGUCGCGAGGCGGAGGCUCGCAAGACUCUUGCAUCACUCCGUGGCCUGUCCUCUGACCACGAACUUAUCGAGCUGGAGUACAUGGAAAUCAGAGCUCAGUCCAUGUUCGAGAAGCGUACUGUCGCCGAGCAUUUCCCGCAUCUGGCUGACGGCUCCGCCAUGUCGACCAUCAAGCUCCAGUUCGUCGCCGUCGCCUCGCUUUUCAAGAGCAAGCCUAUGCUCCGCCGUGUUGCUCUCGCUACCAUUACCAUGUUCUUUCAACAGUGGACCGGUAUCAACGCCAUUCUGUACUACGCACCACAGAUCUUCGGUGGCCUCGGUUUGAGCUCCACCUCGACAUCCCUCUUAGCCACUGGCGUGGUCGGCAUUGUCAUGUGGCUCGCCACUUUCCCUGCUGUAGCUUACGUCGACAAGUUGGGCCGCAAGCCAAUUUUGAUCUCUGGUGCCAUCGGUAUGGGUGCCUGCCAUUUGAUCGUUGCCGGUAUCAUGGGCUCCUUCCAAUAUGACUGGCCUCACCACGUUGGCGCUGGAUGGGCUGCGAUCGUGAUGGUCUGGCUAUUCGUCGUCUUCUUCGGUUACUCCUGGGGUCCAUGUGCCUGGAUCGUCAUUGCUGAGAUCUGGCCCAUCUCUCAGCGCCCAUACGGUAUCGCUCUUGGCGCCUCCAGCAACUGGAUGAACAACUUCAUUGUCGGCCAGGUCACUCCAGACAUGUUUACAGGUAUCACUUACGGUACCUUCAUCCUGUUCGGUAUCCUUAUCAUGAUGGGCGCUGCCUUCAUAUUCUUCUUCUUCCCCGAGACUAAGGGACUCUCUCUUGAAGAAAUGGACAUCCUCUUCGGCUCUGUCGGCGUGGCAGCUGCUGAUGCCGAGCGUAUGCGUGAGAUCAACCGUGAGGUCGGUCUUGACAACGCCGUUCGUAACGCCAGCGUCGACCACACUAGUGGACUCGAGAAGCCGGUUCUUGACGAGAAGAUUGCACACACCGACAGUGACUAG
This is a messenger RNA of Recurvomyces mirabilis, 1713 nucleotides long. RefSeq lists its product as uncharacterized. Gene Ontology annotation, cellular component: membrane. Bases 1 to 1713 code for a protein of 570 amino acids. Lineage: Eukaryota; Fungi; Ascomycota; Dothideomycetes; Mycosphaerellales; Teratosphaeriaceae. The record is from RefSeq and is a predicted model, not a curated record. Gene Ontology annotation, biological process: carbohydrate transport; transmembrane transport. The transcript has 6 exons. Gene Ontology annotation, molecular function: carbohydrate:proton symporter activity.